Oncorhynchus tshawytscha (Chinook salmon) is the source of this 2819-nucleotide messenger RNA. RefSeq names its product protein chibby homolog 1-like. The coding region runs from base 1910 to 2467 and encodes 185 amino acids. The transcript has a single exon. The record is from RefSeq and is a predicted model, not a curated record. Lineage: Eukaryota; Metazoa; Chordata; Actinopteri; Salmoniformes; Salmonidae.
AGGGGAUACAACACAGCUUCUGCUACGUCUGGAUAGUCUUCACAGUAGAGUAAUACUACUUUAUCCUGUAAAUAUGUACAUUUUAAAUUAUUUGUAAGGGUUUGUUAAAUUUGACUUGUUUUUGGAUUUAAAAAAAUAUUGCUUAUUUCUGGUGGUUUUGACCCACGUAUUUGCAGUUGGACUGGCAGGUCACCUGUUCUUGGCUUGGCUAGCUGGCUAAUUGUUUGUUUAUUCAAAUGAUGCAUCGACACUGGACCAGCUUUUUCGUUUGACCUAUCUGCUGGUUCCUGAUCUUUUGAAAUCAUAGAUUUGAAGAGUCCCCUGAAGCUUGAGAGGAAUGGAAGAUGCAGUGCUGAGGCAGAGGGCUCGUAGUGAGGACGACUAGCUACGACACUGUACUGUGUGGGUGAGAUUUCUGGUGCCCAGAGCUGCUGUAUGCCACCAAGAGGGUGCCAUACAUUGUGAAGGAGAAGUCCAGUAGCUGAACCAUCAUCCUUCCUCUGAUCAAACCAUGAACUGUCACUCCAUCUUUGGAAGCUGCAUGCACUCAAAGAUUUGGCCUCUAUUGUUUGACCUAGCUAUAGCUAGGCUACUCAUGAUGUAUUCCUUGUUGGGUUGUUUUUUUUGCCUUUUGAAGCACUUUAAGAUUGCUAUGAAAAUAAUUAUACAAAAUGUAAUUUAGGAUUAUUACUAUCCCGGAGUCUUGCUGUACACUGGAAUGAUUCUAAAUGUCAUUGUCCUUCAACAUUUCCAUGCCGUUGCUAUGGUGAUGUGCAAAGAUUCCGUACCAUAACAGAAUAAUAAGUCAUAUUUAUAAAGUUAUUUUCUCAAACCCAAGGUGCUAAACACCUUGAGAAGCAUGAAAAGCAUCAGAGAGGAGUGGCAGGAGGAGUGGGUAAGUUUAUGAUUAAGUCUUCAUCUCCAUCUGUGUUAUUCUUUUUUUUUUUUAUAAAAACAUUUUUUUUCCUUUCCCCAACUUUGAUCUUGUCUCACCGCUACAACUCCCCAACGGGCUCGGGAGGCGAUGGUUGUGUCAAGCUUCCUCCGAAUUAUGACUCGCCAAACCGCGCUACUUAACACCCACCCGCUUAAACCGAAAGCCAGCCGCACCGAUGUGUUGGAGGAAACACCGUUCAACUGACAACGAGAUCAGUCUACAGGCUCCCUGCUUGCCACAAGGAGUCGCUACAGCGCCAUGAGCCAAGUGAAGUCCCCCGCCCCACCCCAGGCCAAAGCAUCCACUAAUCCUGACGGCGCUGGGCCAAUUGUGCGCCAGCCCCUAUGGGAUUCCUGAUCAUGGCCGUUUGUGAUGCAGCCCGGGAUCGAACCCUGGUCUGUAGUGACGCCUCUAGCUCGAAUCAGAUCAGGGCUGACCAACUCUCUUUGAGAUACUUGGUGUGCAGGUUUUCUUUGUUACAAAUAAAUGUAACUAAACUAUGUGGAUGUUUAGAAGAGGUCCUGGUCCUAUCGUCAUGGGGCCUUAAUAGGAUGGUAGGAAAGGCUUGGUUGUUGAUUGCACUCUGAAUGGAAAAGGAGGGUCAAAUGAGAUGCUUCUCUUGCCAAGACUUGAACUUCUACAUUAACUUGAAUGUAUCCCAGAGGGGGAACUCUUAACUGGACACCACAAGUUUAUGUAUUGAGGGGCUGUUUGACUGUUAAUACAAACUUUUUGGAGGAUUUUUUUUAUUUUUUUUUACUUUUGUGAAUUCAUGCAACAUUCUGUACAUAAUGUGUGGUCAGGUGUUUUUAAAGCAGGGUUGGAGCAAAAGCAUGCACACCCUCGAAAGGAAUGUUGGCUAUGUUUAGGGACUAUGGAAACACUGUGUUCAGUUAUCUUGUGCACAAAAUGAAUGUUGUGCAAUGCAUCAUGCCUGCAUUAGUGUAAAACAUUCCCAGACAAAUGUAUUAAAUGAUUCACCAGGGCAGGAGCAAACACUGCGCAGGAACCCGAGAUGAGCCAGAGCGCCGCCCCAAGAUGUCCAUAUUCAGAGCGAUGUGGGAUAAAAUGGGGACCCCGUCGACGGCCCUCCGCUCCCCAGGCAACUGGAACCCCAAACUCCCACCCGCCAGGCUCGACGCCUCCCUUUCUUCACUCUACUACCUUGACUUCAACUCCCGUGAAACCGAGCUGGGGCCCGAUUACGCCCCCCUGGCCCUCACCCUGGGGGGCCACAGCCUCAUCUUCCAGGAGGGCCAGUGGCUGUUGCAGCAGACGCCCCAAGGGGCCAAGGGCCGGAGUCCAAAGGCAGGGGACCGAACCCGUAUCCGCCGCCUGAAGAAUAAGAACCGGGAGUUACAGGAGGAGAAUAAUGCCCUGAAGAUCCGGGUGGAACUGCUGAUGGACAUGCUGGCAGAGACCACAGCCCGGCUACAGGGCUCUGAUCCUGGGGAGGGGGGCAGCCAGGACAGCCUAGCAGUACCACAAACACCCCAGAAAAGGGCAAGCUUCCAGAUACGUUCUACUUAAAGAAAGUCCUAAAAAAGUAUGAUAACAGUGGGACUGUGUGAAGUGGAUGAAAUGGUUCCUGCUGGACGAAUAAACGGAGGUUGACUGUCAUCUGUUUCAUUGGACUUGGUGUUUAAAAAAAAAAAAAAAUGUAUAAGUAUUUGACUGGCAAUUCUAUCCUGUGCUAGAGCAAGUGUGUUGGCGGUAGGGCAGCUUUAUACCACUGCUGAUGCAUAGUUGUCUGCUGAGUGCUUUCGGGUGUGUGGUGGACUGAUGGGAAAUGAGGCGGUAGACACCAUGUUUUUCGCUUUCAAUUGGCUGACACAGAUCAUUAGCCAGGAUGUGCUAUGUAAUAAAUAAAUAAAACAUUUGU